CGGGCCCACGUGUAACAGAUAAACGGAGUAACCCCCGCAAGUGGAGGUGAAGCCUGCAAAGCGAAAGUGUUGGCAACUUUGCGCUCGUCCUGGUGGCGGGUGCGGUAAGGGUCUUCCUUUUCCCGGGCGGUCGCUCAGCGGUAUAGCGGAGAGUUGCUCUACACCGGAAACUUGGAGCGGAAAAGAAGCUAUCUUAAAAAGGAGUGGUCUUUUCCUGACUGAAGAUGGGCAUUGGAAGUGGUAGCUGAGUAGGAAGGUUUCUGGGUCUUUCACUGGCCAGGGGACUCCUCAGAGCCUUCAGCCAUGCGUCUCUCUGCCCUGUUGGCCUUGGCAUCCAAGGUCACUCUGCCGCCCAACUAUCGCUAUGGGAUGAGCCGCCCAGGGUCCCUUGCAGACAAGAGGAAGAACCCUCCAGGGACCAGGCGGCGCCCAGUAGCUGUGGAACCCAUUUCCGAUGAAGACUGGCACCUGUUCUGUGGGGAUAGGGUGGAGGUCCUAGAAGGCAAGGAUGCUGGAAAGCAAGGCAAAGUGGUUCAAGUUAUUCGGCAGCGAAACUGGGUGGUCCUGGAGGGGCUGAAUACACAUUACCGCUAUAUUGGCCGGACCAAGGACCACCGGGGAACCAUGAUUCCCAGCGAAGCACCCUUGCUCCACAACCAAGUCAAACUUGUGGAUCCUGUGGACAGGAAACCCACAGAAGUGGAGUGGAGAUUUACUGAGGCAGGAGAGCGGGUCCGAGUCUCCACAAGAUCAGGACGGAUCAUUCCCAAACCUGAAUUUCCCAGAGCUGAUGGCAUCGUCCCCGAAACAUGGAUUGAUGGCCCCAAAGACACAUCAGUGGAAGAUGCUCUAGAAAGAACCUAUGUGCCCCGUCUAAAGACUCUGGAAGAGGAGGUGAUGGAUGCAGUGGGGAUCCAGGAGACUCGGAGACACAAGAAAGUCUAUUGGUAUUGAUCCUGGGGAGAGCAGCUUCUCCCCUCCUUGUCUUAUCCUUGAAGGCUGGAGUCCCAUCUUCUUCAGUUACCAGUAAAGAGUCAUGAGUCCUC
Messenger RNA from Artibeus jamaicensis (Jamaican fruit-eating bat), 1046 nucleotides. It is a transcript of the gene MRPL24, whose product is annotated as mitochondrial ribosomal protein L24. Gene Ontology annotation, molecular function: RNA binding; structural constituent of ribosome. Lineage: Eukaryota; Metazoa; Chordata; Mammalia; Chiroptera; Phyllostomidae. The record is from RefSeq and is a predicted model, not a curated record. The coding region runs from base 304 to 954 and encodes 216 amino acids. Gene Ontology annotation, cellular component: mitochondrion; ribosome. The transcript is spliced from 7 exons. Gene Ontology annotation, biological process: translation.